CCCGGAGGAAGAUGGCGGCGGGCUCGGACCCGCUGGAGGAGCUGUUCCUGUCAGAGGUGGACGAGAAGGCGGUCAGCGAUCUGGUGGGAUCGCUGGAGUCGCAGCUGGCAGGCCGGGCAAUGCUGCCCGGAGAGGGGAGGCCAGGCCCAGCGGGAGGCAGCGUCCCGGGGGAGGGACAACGGCGAGCCGGCAGGAUGGCGCCAUCGCCGCUCGGGGAGAAAGCGGCGGCUCCCGCUGUGACGCCGGCUCCGGCCCCGGCCCCUGGCUUCGGGCAGGAAGCAGCUGCCGGAAUUAAUCAGCGUGCAGCCUCUGCCAGCGAGCUCCCGCCACCUCCCGCCACCAGCAUCCCCUCCUCGGACACCUCAGCGGCCGGAGCCCGGGCUUCGGGUGCGGGGACCGGCCGCCUCUUUCAGCCCUCCCGGCCACCGCCACCCCCCUCCCCCAGCACCAGCAGCCCUGCGCCCUCUCAGGCUACCACUGACCCUGGGGGGAGAGUCCCUCCCUUGGCCGUCCUAACGACAGGCGAAUAUCCGGUGUCGAGCCACCUGCCCGCACCCCAGAAGGCUCCCGGACCCCCACCUCAGGCUGUCAAUGGGGUGGUAGCAGAUUGCAGCUCCCCUGCUGUGACUGCUGCUUUGCACUUCUCCACUGCGACUGCCUCUGGGACUUGUAACCAUCUCCCCACUUCUGGGGCUGCCAGCACUUUUGGCUCCAAUGCCAGCAGCAUCAACACACCUUGCAACUCAUCUCAAAACGGUUCUCUUAAUCCUCAGUUCGUUUCUGUGUCUCAAGACAGCGUCCUGAUGGGUAGUACUAGUACCCCCACUAUUACAUUGACAAGACCACCAAUGCAUACUGUGAUUGCCAGCAAUGUUUUGGGCACUGCGCUGUCACAGAAUGGAAUUGCCCCCUUCAACGAUGUGAAUCCACCAGGAUUGGUGCAAGUUGGAGAAAAGACAGGCAUCCAUCAAGGUGCAAUAAUAACACAAUUGGCUAAUCAGGUUGCUGCUGUCACUAGUCACCAAUACAGUAGUCACACAGCCACCAAUACAGACUCCACGUCACAGACGAAGCUUGUUCUGCACACUCAAUCUCAGCCUGUUUCUCUUAGUCCAUUAAAUAACACAGCUGCUCCUAUUACAGUGACCAACACACUGAGUAAUCAGUUGCAAUAUACAGUUACCAGCUCUCUCCCUGUAGCCAGCGCCCUGGUCAGCAUCAAUGCAGUGGCAAAAUCUGCAGUCAAUAUGAUCACACAACCUCAUGUCGGAAUCACGAAAGUCAUCUCGUCUGCCCCUGGCAUCGUCCAAGUAUCAGCCACUCAGUCACAGCUUCGUACUGGCUUAGGGGCACCCCAACGCAUUGUAACCCCUCAGCUUAUCAUUCGCUCACAGCAACCACCAUCAGUGCAGCUUGCCUCUGGUUUCACCAUCCCACCAGGAAUGAUUUUGGUCCGGACAGAGAGCGGCCAACUUGUCAUGGUUCCUCAGCAAGCAUUGGCUCAGGCUCAAGCCCAGGCACAGCGCCCAGGAAGCAUCUCUCCCAGGCCUUCUGCUCCAACAAGUGUUGCCACAUUUCGCCUAACGUCAAGUCAGCCGGCCAUGACCAUCUCCUCAAUCAGGCCAGGACAUCCAUUGCAAGCCAAAGUAGUUCAACCUGCAGCCUCGCCAGUUAAUGCAAUGUCAGUUGCUGCUUCACAACCCAUCCCUACAGCAGCUCCCACUCUGGUUUCUGGAUGUACCAGCACUUCACAGGCUGUGUGCACAACAAACUUCUCUGGAGUGACCAGCCAUCACAUUAUCACAUCUCAAACCCAGGCUCAGUCCCAGGCCUCUGCUUCAUCUCAGUCCCAAUCUGCAACCAAAACUCAACUGCAAGUCCAUCCUCAAGUCACACCCAGUUCCCCACUACCAGGAACACCCACAGUUACACAGGUAUCUGUGGCAUCCUGUUCUGCACCCCUGGGAAGAGCUGGACAGGAAAUGCAGGAAAAUGUGAAGAAAUGCAAGAACUUCCUCGCAACCUUGAUUAAACUAGCAUCGCACAGUGGACAGUCUGCAGACACCUCCCGGAAUGUGAAGAGUCUUGUUCAAGACUUGUUGGACUCUAAGAUUGAACCAGAAGAAUUCACUAAUAGACUUCAGUCAGAACUUAACUCGUCUCCACAGCCAUACCUGGUGCCUUUUCUUAAGAAAAGUUUACCAGCCUUGAGGCAGUCCCUGGUCCAUAAUCAGCAGUGCAUCCUGCAAGUAAAUCAGCAGACACAAGGAGUGGCCUCCGUACAGACCACAUCUACUGUGCCAUCGACAGGAACUGUCACCACGGUUGUGGCUGGAUCAUCUGUACGAAUUAGACAGCCCAUCACUGAUAACACAGUCCCAGGACCAAAUGCAGUGACACAGGCACACAUCAAUUUGGCUCAGCAAGGGCGCAGCACGCAUCUGAUUGUACAGCCCCCAGUACAGACAAUGAAAAGGCAAUCUGGUCUAGGAGCUCAAGUGAGAUUGCCGCCGGUUAUUACCCCAUCUAUCAGACCAGUGGGGAAGACGUCGCUACUGCAAGGAAACAAAGGUCUUGCAGGACCCUUGCUCCAGGUCACCGCUAAUCAGAAAAACAAGUUCAGUGACCCUGGAGGUGGCUCUUUCAGAGACGAUGAUGACAUUAAUGAUGUCACCUCAAUGGCUGGAGUUAAUCUGAGUGAGGAAAGUGCCAACAUUCUUGCAACUAACUCCUAUUUAGUUGGAACACAGAUUCACUCGUGUAAAGAUGAAGCUUUUCUGGCUAGUGGUCCUCUGCACAGACGCAUCCUAGAAACAGCUAAAAGGUUUGGAAUCACGGACGUUCCCAUUGACAUAGUAAACACGAUUUCAAUCGCGACGCAAGAACGGUUAAAAAUGAUCAUCGGAAAACUGACAUCAAUAGCACAACACAGAAUGGAAACGCACAAGGACCACGAAUGGUACGAACAAGCAACAGAUGUUCGGACGCAACUGAAAUUCUUUGAACAUCUGGAGCGACUUGAAAAACAACGGAAGGAUGAUCAAGAGAGAGAAAUUCUAUUAAAAGCAGCAAAGAGUCGCUCCAGGCAAGAAGACCCUGAACAUGCAAGACUAAAACAGAAAGCAAAGGAGGUAAGGAAGACUUGAGAUUGCUACACUUGAUCUUU
This is a messenger RNA of Rhincodon typus (whale shark), 3166 nucleotides long. Its product is annotated as transcription initiation factor TFIID subunit 4-like. Gene Ontology annotation, molecular function: DNA binding; RNA polymerase II general transcription initiation factor activity; protein heterodimerization activity. Gene Ontology annotation, cellular component: transcription factor TFIID complex. The record is from RefSeq and is a predicted model, not a curated record. NCBI's taxonomy places the organism in Eukaryota, Metazoa, Chordata, Chondrichthyes, Orectolobiformes, Rhincodontidae. Bases 12 to 3146 code for a protein of 1044 amino acids. Gene Ontology annotation, biological process: transcription initiation at RNA polymerase II promoter; DNA-templated transcription. The transcript is spliced from 14 exons.